Molecule: messenger RNA, 762 nt
Organism: Rotaria sordida
Lineage: Eukaryota; Metazoa; Rotifera; Eurotatoria; Philodinida; Philodinidae
Source: the annotation of a GenBank genome assembly
AUGGGCAACUACUCAAAAGCACUUGAAUUUUACGAAGAAGCACAAAAAAUCUACGAAAAAGCUCUGCCUCCGAAUCAUCCUGACUUGGCUAGUUGCUACGGCAAGAAUGGUGUAGUGUAUAACGCCAUGCGUGACUACUCGAAAGCACUUGAAUUUUACAAAAAGUCACAUAAAAUUUACGAAAAAGCUUUGCCUCCGAAUCAUCCUGAUUUGGCUACUUCCUACAGUAACAUCGGUCAAGUGCAUAACAACAUGGGUGACUACUCAAAAGCACUGGAAUUUUACGAAAAAGCACUUAAAAUAAGAGAAAAAGCUCUGCCUCCGAAUCAUCCUGAUUUGGCUACUUCCUACGGCAAUAUCGGUCAAGUGUAUAAAAACAUGGGCGACUACUCAAAAGCCCUUGAACUUUACGAAAAAGAUCUGGCAAUCACGAAAAAAGCUUUACCUCCAAAUCAUCCUGAUUUGGCCACUUCCUAUAACAAUAUUGGACAAGUGUAUAAAGAUAUGGGUGACUACUCCAAAGCGCUUGAAUUUUACGAAAAAGAUCUCGAAAUUACGAAAAUAGCUCUACCUCCAAAUCAUCCCGAUUUGGCUACUUCCUAUAAUAACAUUGGUAUGGCGCAUUAUGGCAUGAAUAAUUACUCGAAAGCACUUCCAUUUCUGGAAAACGCACUUAGUAUCCGACGAAAAUCACUCCCGUCAACACAUUCUCUAAUUCAAACAACGAUAGAUAAUAUUGACCACGUGAAAAAGAAGAUGUAA